Messenger RNA from Cyprinodon variegatus (sheepshead minnow), 912 nucleotides. RefSeq names its product G-protein coupled receptor 42-like. Lineage: Eukaryota; Metazoa; Chordata; Actinopteri; Cyprinodontiformes; Cyprinodontidae. Gene Ontology annotation, cellular component: plasma membrane. Gene Ontology annotation, biological process: cellular response to fatty acid; G protein-coupled receptor signaling pathway. The transcript has a single exon. The coding region runs from base 1 to 912 and encodes 303 amino acids. Gene Ontology annotation, molecular function: G protein-coupled receptor activity. The record is from RefSeq and is a predicted model, not a curated record.
AUGGCCUCAGUUUUGGGAAUUGAAGUUAUUCUUUCCGUUUACAUAAUUUCUUAUGUUAUUGGCUUCCCUGCCAAUUUGGUGGCUCUGUAUGCAUUCAGUGUAAAGAUCCACUGCAAGCCACGACCUUCAGACAUCCUCCUACUGAAUCUGACUGUGUCUGACCUGCUCUUCUUAAUCACGCUUCCUCUUAAAAUGCACGAGGCGGCAUCAGGGAUGGAGUGGACUCUGCCCACCUUCUUGUGCUCCAUCAUGUGCUUUACCUUCUUCACUACAAUUUACACCACCUCCUUGCUACUGAUGGCAAUCAGUGUGGUUCGCUACAUAGCUGUUGCCUAUCCUAUGACCUAUCAACAACUGAAAAACAGUUUGUACCCAGUCACUAUCAGUGCUCUUAUAUGGUUGAUAUCAGCGGCACACUGCAGCAUUACAUUCAUUUUAGAGCACCAUCCAUCCUUGUCAAACUCAAAUUCUUCUGUGUGCUAUGAGAGUUUCACAAAGAGGCAGCUGGAUGUUCUCCUUCCAGUUCGUUUGGAGUAUUUCUUUGUGCUGUGCCUUGUACCGCUUCUAAUCACCAUUUACUGCUAUCUGCGAUUGAUUUUGAUUCUAUUCAGCCGUCCCAUGAUUUCCUGGAUGCAGAAGAGGAAGGCUAUUGGGAUGGCUUCGGGAACUCUUGCUGUGUUUAUCAUUUGUGUUCUACCAUUCAAUUUAUCUCAUGUAGUGGGUUUCGUUCAGGGUCAAAGCCCUAAAUGGCGGUACUACGCCUUGCUUCUCAGCACAUUAAACACCUGUAUUGAUCCCAUCAUAUUUUAUUUUUCCUCUUCAAUCUUCCACUGCACAAGCAGCAAAUCUAUUUUCAGAAAGUAUUUUGUCAAAACUGUAACAGUAAAAAUUCAAGGAACAAAUUCAAACUGA